Messenger RNA from Tigriopus californicus, 2162 nucleotides. Its product is annotated as WD repeat domain phosphoinositide-interacting protein 2-like. Gene Ontology annotation, cellular component: extrinsic component of membrane; phagophore assembly site membrane; cytosol. Gene Ontology annotation, molecular function: phosphatidylinositol-3-phosphate binding; protein binding; phosphatidylinositol-3,5-bisphosphate binding. NCBI's taxonomy places the organism in Eukaryota, Metazoa, Arthropoda, Copepoda, Harpacticoida, Harpacticidae. The record is from RefSeq and is a predicted model, not a curated record. Gene Ontology annotation, biological process: protein localization to phagophore assembly site; nucleophagy; autophagy of mitochondrion.
AUGGAUCUCUUCCUACCUAUGCUCUUCGACGACGACCUUCUUAUGCCCAAUAAUCCUUGGGGCCAUCAAACUCAAUCUCGAGGGGCUUAUCCAUCCCUGAGAUACUUCUACCAUCCCCAAACUCAUGCAGGCCAUCAACUCCAGAAGCGAGAGCCUUUGGAGUGGAAAGAGGAAGGCGACCAAUAUGUCCUGGAAAUCAAGGCCAGUGGAUUCCAGAAAGACCACUUCAAGUUAGGCUUGGACUCUGAGCAGGGUUACCUCCGAGUCAUGGCCAACACGCACGAUAAAUCCGAAGAGGGCGUGGUCACAUCCAAGCAAUUCACCAAAGCCUUUGCUCUGCCCGAUCGUUGUAAACUGGCCGAGUUGAAGUCCGAGUACAAGGACGGCGUGUUGAAGGUCAUGGUACCCAAGGCCGAGCCGCCCAAGCGCGAGGCCCACCCUCUGGAAACGACCUUCGAAAUCAUUCCCAAGCUGUUGGGUGGUGAUCUCUUCAAAGGGCAAGAGAUCCACGACACCGAGGACAGUUUCGAGGUCAAGAUGUCAAACUGCAAGGUGGAUGAGGUGGGAUCCAAAUUUACCAAGGAUGGACAGCUCAUUGUGACUNCUACUCGCAAUCGGGAGAUUUGCAAGUCGUUUGCCUUGCCGAAGAACUGCAAGGUGGAUGAGGUGGGAUCCAAAUUUACCAAGGAUGGACAGCUCAUUGUGACUGCUCCCAAAGAUUCGGCCAAGACUGUUAUGGGACACCGAAAACUCCAAAUCCAAAUUGUGGAUUGCAAGAAACAGGACUGUACCUCUUUGGCCGUGGGCACUUCCCGUGGUUAUAAUUUGUAUCCCUUGUCCUCGGCUUUGGAGAGGCUUGAUCCCAUUCACGCGAAUUCCGCGGCCGAGGUGAAAUCCAAGGUCCGAGUGGUGGAACGUCUGUUCUCCUCCUCAUUGGUGGCCUUGGUCACUCAAGAUGAGCCCCGCAAGCUUAAGGUGUGCCACUUCAAAAAGUGAACAUACAUCUGCGGCUGCGUCUACAACAACAACACCAUCUUGGCUGUAAAGCUGAAUCGAGCCCUAGUGGUGGUGUGUGUGGAUAACGAGCUUUUCAUUCACAAUAUUCGAGACAUGCAUAUUCUCCACACAAUCAAAGACACGCCUCCUAAUCCCAAAGGCUUUGCUCUCUCGUUCAAUUUUGACAACUGCUUUCUAGCCUACCCUGGUUCAAACACGACGGGUGAGGUGCAAGUAUUUGAGGCCUUCAACCUCCAGGCCAAGAUCAUGAUUGCCGCCCAUGGUUCGCCCCUCGCUGCCCUGGCUUUUAACCCAUCUGGAGAGAGAUUGGCCACCGCCUCUGAAAAAGGCACGCUUUGUUCCAUUUGGUGCUUCUCGUUUUUUUUCUUAGGAGUGUCGGUGAUAAGUCUGGGAUGGGUUACUGUUUGUAGCAAUGCCGUCAGCCUUGGCGUCUCAUAUUUGCCAGCACAGGUCACCGACACCUUAAAUCAGACCAGGUACUUCGCCACGGUGACGGUGCCCAAUGCUACCUGUUGCGGCCACCCUGGGCGUGAACAGGGAAUGGGUAGUCGAGCCAACACUACCUUUAAUUUAGGGACUGCUCCAGGUUCUAUGGCCAUUGCCACUAUUGCCAGGGAACUUCGUCUUCUGUUGGCGUCCUCAGAUGGGUAUCUCUACAUAUACAAUCUUCCAGGUAAGACAACUUGUAACAACACUACUGAUACUCUCUCUUCGAAUAUGGUAGUUCAUUACAUUUCAUUUAUGCGUUUAGUUGACGAAGGUGGGGAAUGUAUCCUGAUUAAGCAACAUUGCAUAGAUUUGAGCCUUGUGCAUUCAACUUCGACUGAAAACCUCAGUGGAGACGUAGGUUUGGGUGUCGAGCGGUCGGAGCCCGAGCCCAUUCGUGACGGCGGACACGCCCUGGUUCACGAGGGCGGCUCUUGCUCACUAGCCUCAUUACUCGCCGUACUCAAGGUGAACCGACCAUCUUCCCAUAGUCCGCCCUCAUUAGAUGAUUCGCCAACUCCCACGAUGCAACGGCCAGAGAUUUAGAACAAAGCAAUUUUUCCUCGCACGGCAUGAUAAAGAGAAGAUAAGCCUUUUAUUUUAUAUCCGAGCAUUGGCAAUUAUGUGUUUGUUUGAUGAAAUAAAGUUUUGUUAUUCUU